AUGUCUACUUGUUACCCUUCCCCACAGAGAUGCCACAAUACCGUUAGGAUGUUCUCAUCCUCCACCACCACCAACCCUUACUUGGUGCAUUGUGUCGCCCAUUUUGAAAGUUCUCCGGAGGAUGUUGAUGUAAGAAGCGAGAUCCACUAUUUUGACCCGGUCAAGGAAGAUGAAGCUAUUGUGCGAGACAAGGUAUGUCCCCUGGAGUUUCGUAAGGCGUGUUGUCUGGUCGGAAUGUCACAUGGUUGGGGAGUUUUCAAGGUCCAGUGUGAUGAUUAUAAAGAUAGAGCUGUAUAUGUUAGCGACUACUGCAACCCUCAUGGCUCCAAACCAUACCCCAAAGUCAUUCCUUUGCAUUCCAUUGGUAGAGGAACUGCUCCCCAAAUGCAUGCCGUCACAAACGCCGCAAUGACUUGUUCACCUGAUCAAAGCACUGAUUUUGCAGUGGCUGUCAAUACUUUAGGAGUUAUGAUCAAUUUCUUUAGGCCUAAAGACUCCGUUUCGGUCAUCUUUGAUGCCCCUUUCCGCUAUUUUGAUCUCUCAAAGGUUAUGUAUUCAAAGAGAGAUGAUAAGUUCUACAGUGCUAGUACUGGAGGCGACUUCUUGAUUUCUUGGGAUUCUUCCUUCGAGGAGCGCAACAUCAGCUCCAAGUGGCAUGAGCUGCGGUUUACCAACCUUCCUGAGUUGACCCAGUCCGAGUGGGAGAUCUUGGACUCGUGUUCCAAGACUGUGCAGCUUGUGGAGUCUCCCUCACGGCAACGUUUCUUGAUCAAGUGGUACGCUCAGAACCACAAACCAGGGGAGCAUAUGACAUUCUUGUGCCGCGGAACAAAGCGUUUCAUGGUGUUUAGAGAGGAAGAAGAAACAGGGGUCAUGUCUUACACAGAGGACAUAGGAGAUCUCUGCAUAUUCCUAGGCAAUAGUGAGCCCUUCUGUGUCAAGGCAAGCUCAUUCCCUGGCCUAAACCCUAACUCCAUCUAUUUUGCAGGCGAUGGUUGUGGUGUCUACGAUAUCGCUACUAGAAAACCACGUUCCUUCCGUACCAAGUCUACGUUAGACUUCUCUACUGUAUCACUCCUCCCUUACUGGAUCCCUCCAAUGUCUCUCUAG
Messenger RNA from Microthlaspi erraticum, 1110 nucleotides. The record is from the annotation of a GenBank genome assembly. NCBI's taxonomy places the organism in Eukaryota, Viridiplantae, Streptophyta, Magnoliopsida, Brassicales, Brassicaceae.